AAGAUCUCUUCCUGGUCUGACGUAAUGACGUGCGUGGAGCAAGACUGGUCAGACAAACUACCUAUUAUUCGAAAGUCUCUACUGUUAUUAUUGUCAACAAAUAGCUAUUGUUUUUCAUCUCUUUGUGAUCAUUUUACACAAUCCCAACGUUGGCGAAGGAUAUUCAAGGUAGUCAACUUGUUUUGGGGAAAGUUAUAUACGAGUUUGUGUAGGUAAAAGUCGCACGACACUGGCUGCCGGUCGGUUCCUAUGCGAUAGGGACAUGUUGUUAUCCAUUGUUUUGGACUUGUAGCGCUUGUUGUCUUCGUUCCCACACUAGAAUAGUGUCUCUCUCUCUCUGCGAUGGCCGAGGCGAGGAGAGUGGAGGACGAACAGCAGGAGAGUUUGAGAGGGGAACCGAGGGAACCUGUCGGAAGAAGACAGCCUCCACGACCGACCAACUCAUCUGGAGAGCGCUCAGAGAGGCAGAAAGACCACAGACUCAGCCAAGGACCUCUCUCCUCUAUCAGGGCCGCCAUUAAGAGGACGACGACUAGAUCCACUUCUGUGAGCGAGAGUACUCCCAGAGACCGGAGGCGUCCAGAGAUCACCAUCCUUUCAGCAGAGCCACUGGUGUCUAAUACUUGGUUCCCCGGGGCUUCUGGGGGAUUCCCUCCUCCUCCUCCUCCUGCCGCUCAGAUCUGGGGCAGUACUAUACCUCCUACUAUACAGCCUCCCCCCUCCUAUGAUGAGGUGAUUAGAGAGAAGAUACAGGAACAGGAUCAAGUGUUGCCUUCCUCCUCCUCACCCCUACACUCCGUCUCCACGACUACCAUCGCCACGCAGACUGACACCGGACCAGAAUCCUCAGGUCCAACCCACAGUCACGCCCCAGUCCAGAGAGGCUCAGUGGCCACCAGAGCUCCAAAACCUCCCAGACCUUCUUUCCCCUUUAUAUCCAAACCUGAUGACACAACGUCGCACGUUGAUGACACGCCGGGAGCUGCUACUGUCGACCCUCCCCUCUUCCUAGAAAACAGUCCGGCACUACACACGCACACUCCGGCCAGCAGACACACCGAGGACACCAGACCAGCAGCGUUUCACAGUGACCUCUUGACUUCUGAUCCUUUCUCACCUCUGACCUUUGCCUCUGGCAGCCAAACCGACCAAUGGGUGCAGUCCUCCUCGGUCCCACCCCCUCAUUCUACUGUUGCCUUGACAACUCCCUCCUCCCCUCCUCUGCUUCAUAACCGGCCCAGGCCACACCCUCGCACGAAGAAUAGCCUUCGACCAAUCAGGCGAGAGGUCAAGGUUCAGACCCUGGUGAGGUUGGGACAGACAGAAAGUGAGGUCACAGAGAACCAGGAAGUGAGGAAUCAGGAGGGGAAGUACCUUCAGGAGCUCCUGGACGCCUUCAGCUCAGACGAUUGGGGCUUCCCUGAUCACCAUAGCAACGACAAGAGAGAGAGCGACUCAGAAGAAGAAGAAGAAGAAGAGGAGGAAGAUAUGAGUACUCUGAGAGCCAGGAUACAAGCCUUCGAGCAGCAGCAACAGGCAGAGGACCACGGUAACCAUGGAGACAACGGCGCGUCGCUAGGGCGGGGGAGACCUGAACCCCGUCACCGAGUCCAGCCCCCGUCCAAACCGGCCCCUCCCAUCGCCCCUAAACCCUCCCUCGCAACCAAGACCUCCUGCAAAGGAGUCUGGCAAGGAGGAGGCUCGGUGGCAAUCGACGUGAACUUGACUGUUGAUACAACCACCACACAGCCCAAACCCAGUGACCCCUCUCCCAAACCCAGUGACCCCUCUCCCAAACCCAGUGACCCCUCUCCCAAACCCAGUGACCCCUCUCCCAAACCUAUUAAGACCACCUCAAGUACCCCUGUCCCUGCCCUUAACCCUAUUGUCCCAAUACCUGCACCCCGACCCCUGCUCCCUAGAAAGCCCCCCUCUGAACCCCAAAGACCAGACCGCCAGGCGAGGCAGACAGAGGGGAUCCCCCCAAUUCCCUGUCCUCCUCCCAGACCUCCAGUAGCACCCAGGACUAAACCCUCCGUAGACCUCCACAGCACCAACACUAAACCCUCCGUAGACCUCCACAGCACCAACACUAAACCCUCCGUAGACCUCCACAGCACCAACACUAAACCCUCCGUAGACCUCCACAGCACCAACACUAAACCCUCCGUAGACCUCCACAGCACCAACACUAAACCCUCCGUAGACCUCCACAGCACCAACACUAAACUCUCCGUAGACCUCCACAGCACCAACACUAAACCAAGUGUUGCUCAGAAGCCCACUGCCAUGACGUCAUCUGGUCGAGCGAGUGCCCUACCAGAGAACAGGAGACCUUCUCUGCCGUCCAAACCCUCCAUUCAGACCUUAAUCCCAGCUCCAGUCCAGGCUACUCCCCCAACCUUAGCCCCAUCUCCAAACCCAGCCCCAGUGGGUUCUACCCCACCAGUCUUACCCCCAGUGGGAUCUACCCCCCCAGUCUUACACCCAGCCCCAGUGGGUUCUACCCCUCCAGUCUUACACCCAGCCCCAGUGGGUUCUACCCCUCCAGUCUUACACCCAGCCCCAGUGGGUUCUACCCCUCCAGUCUUACACCCAGCCCCAGUGGGUUCUACCCCCCCAGUCUUAAACCCAGCCCCAGUGGGUUCUACCCCUCCAGUCUUACACCCAGCCCCAGUGGGUUCUACCCCCCCAGUCUUACCCCCAGCCCCAGUGGGAUCUACCCCCCCAGUCUUACCCCCAGCCCCAGUGCGGUCUACUCCCCCAGCCUUACCCCCAGCCCCAGUCCAAAGGAAAACUCCACCAGUCUCCACAGAGUCUGAACCUCCUCUUCCUCCUCGACCCCAGGGAGGGGUUAAGAUGCUCCCCCUCCGCCCCCCUCCCAUAAAGACUGUUCCUGGUCGACCCCCACCUCCUCAGGCUAUCUCUGCCCCCUCUACUAUAUCAUCCAAUCAGCCAUCCCCUCCCCAGGAUGUCUCUGCCCCCUCUAUCACAUCAGCCGAUCAACAGGCUGUCCCCGCCCACUCCAAUCAGCCGCAGGGUCAGAGGGCACCAAAGAGAGGCCCCCCUCUACCCCCCCGACCCAAGCCUGGACAUCCCCUGUACAAGAACUACAUGAAACAGGACGUCCUGGUUCUGUUGGAGAAGAUAGACUCCGCCCACGAUGAUUGUCUCCUGGGGGAGGAGUCAGGUCGUGUUCAAGAGUCACACAUGACUGUCAUCAACCCUCUGUCUGACCAAUCACGGCCUCCCAACAACCAACAAAACCAAUCGGAUCCCGCCUCGGAUGACAAGAGCCAAUUGAAGCCUCCCUCUGAAUACAAGAGCCAAUCAGAAGCUCCGUCCAUCCUCCCAUCUCAGACCAGUGUAGAGAAGACCCAGGUUACAGCACCUGGCAGCGGUCCGAGGUGUGUGGCGCGGUUCGACUACGAGGGUGAGGAGGAAGACGAGCUGACCUUCUCCGAGGGUAACGUCAUCGCUCUGACGGAGGUGAUUGAUCAGGAGUGGGGGCGGGGUCAGAUCCACGGGCGAAUAGGAAUCUUUCCCCUGGCCUUCACCGAGAUCCUGGAGGAACCACCCCCGUCGCCAGGGUUACAGACCAUUGUCGAGACAACUGAAUCCGCAGACGUUCCAGACCAGUGGGUUGUGGCUCUCCACGACUUCCCAGGUCAGACUGCAGAGGAUCUGUGGUUCCAGCAGGGGGCGCUGAUCAGAGUAACGCAGCGUGUCGACGCAGACUGGACCAGAGGAACACUGGACGGACGGGAGGGACUGUUCCCCACUACCUUCACACACACCUGUAACACAGCUCAGCCAAUGACGGGCCAGCCUGUGGCCAGGGGCGUGGCCAAGGUCCUGUUUGAUUUCAGUGGAGAGAGAGAAGAUGAGCUCUCACUGAAGGCAGGGGAGGUAGUAACAGAGGUGGUGACAGUAGAUGAGGAGUGGUAUCUGGCGGAUGCAGGAAGGAGACGAGGCCUGGUCCCCAAAAACUACCUGACACUGCUUCCUGACAGCUGCAAAUAGGACUAUGUGAUAUAUAUAAACUACAUUGCCAUAAGUAUGUGGACACCCCUUCAAAUGAGUGGAUUCAGCUAUUUCAGCCACACCCGUUGCUGACAGGUGUGUAAAAUCAAGCGUGUCGCUUUGCGAUCUCCAUAGACAAACAUUGACAGUAGAAUGGCCCUUACUGAAGAGCUCGGUGACUUUCAACGUGGGCACCGUCAUAGGAUGCCACCUGUUUGACAAGUCAGUUGGUCAAGUUUCGUCCGGUCACCUGUAAGUGUUGAUAUUGUGGAGCUCACCUCUUAUUGGACUCUGGAGUGAUGAAUCGCGCUUCACCAUCUGGCAGUCCGACGGACUAAUCUGGGUUUGGUGGAUGCCAGGAGAACUCUACCUGCCCCAAUGCAUAGUGCCAACUGUAAAGUUUGGUGGAGGAGGAAUAAUGGUCUGGGGCUGUUUUUCAUGGUUAAGGCCCCUUAGUUCCAGUGAAGGGAAAUCUUAACGCUACAGCAAACAAUGACAUUCUAGAUGAUUCUGUGAUUCCAGGUUUGUGGCAACAGUUUGGGGAAGGCCCUUUCUUGUUUCAGCAUGACAAUGCCCCCGUGCACAAAGCGAGUUCCAUACAGAAAUGAUUUGUUGAAAUCAGUGUGGAAGAACUUGACUUGCCUUCACAGAGCCCUGACUUCAACCCACCGAACACCUUUGGUAUGAAUUGUAAGUCCCCACAGCAAUGUUCCAACAUCUAGUGGAAAGCCUUCCCAGAAGAGUGGAGACUGUUAUAGCAGCAAUGUUCCAACAUCUAGUGGAAAGCCUUCCUAGAAGAGUGGAUGCUGUUAUAACAGCAAAUUGGGGACCAACUCUAUAUUAAUUCAUAUUAAUUCCCAUGAUUUUUGAAUGAGAUGUUCGACGAGUAGGUGUCCACAUACUUUUGGUAAUGUAGUGUAUCUUUGAAUAUGUGCCUUCAGAAAAUAUUCAUACCCCUUGACUUAUUCCAUAUUUUGUUUUACAGCCUGAAUUCAAAAUUGAUUAAAUAGGUUUUUUUUCUCACAGAUCUACAUACGAUAUCCCAUAAUGACAAAGUGAAAACAUGUUCUUAGAAAUGUUUGCAAAUGUAUUGAAAAUUAAAUGCAGAAAUAUCUAAUUUACAUAAGUAUUUACACCCCUGAGUCAAUACUUUGUAGAAGCACCAUUGACAGUGAGUCUUUCUGGGUAAAUCUCUUAAGAGCUUUCCACACGUGAAUUGUGUAACAUUUGCCCAUUUAUAAUUUUCAAAAUUCUUUAAGCUCAGUCAAAUUGGUUGUUGAUCAUUGCUAGACAAAUUUAUUUGAAAAUCUAUAUCAAGAACAGGAUUCAAUCAAAACUGUAACUAGGCCAUUCAGGAACAUUCCAUGUCAUCUUGGUAAACAACUCCAGUGUAUAUUUAGCCUUGUGUUUUAUGUUAUUGACCUGCUGAAAGGUCAUUUCAUCUCCCAGUGUCUGUUGGAAAGCAGACUGAACCAGGUUUUCCUCUAGGAUUUUGCCUGUGCUUAGCUCAAUUCCAUUUCUUUUUUAUCCUGAAAAACUACCUAGUCCUAAAGGAUUUCAAGCAUACCCAUAACAUGAUGCAGCCAGCACCAUGCUUGUACAUAUGAGAUGUGGUACUCAGUGAUGUGUUGGAUUUGUGCCAAACAUAACGCUUUGUAUUCAGGACAAAAAGUUCAUUUCUUUGACACAUUUUUUGCCGUUUUACUUAAGUGCCUUGGUUUGGAAUAUUUGUAUUCUGUACAGGCGUCCUUCUUUUCCCUCUGGCCUGGUCUUUGUGGUUGAAUCUGUGUUUGAAAUUCACUGCUCAACUGAGGGACCUUACAAUUAUCUGUAUGUGUGGGGUACAGAGAUGAGGUCAUUCAAAAAUCAUGUUAAACACUAUUAUUGAACACAGAGUGAGUCCAUGCAACUUAUAAUGUGACUUGAUAAGAAAAUCUUUACUCCUGAUCUUGUUUAGGUUUGCCUUAACAUAGAGGUUGAAUACUUAUUGACUCAAGACUUUUCAGCUUUUCAUAUUUUAUUCAUUUGUAAACAUUUCUAACAAAAAACAUAUUUACACUUUGACAUUAUGGGGUAUUGUGUGUAGUCCAGUAACAAAAUAUCAAUUGAAUCCAUUUUAAAUUCCAUCUGUAACAGAACAGCAUGUGGAGUGAAUAUACACUGAGUAUAAAAAGCAUUGCUGAAUCCAGGUAAAACCUAUGAUGUUUUUAUCGAUUCGAAAUCCACUUUAAUCAAGUGUAGAUGAAGAGAAGGAUACAGAUUAAAGAAGGAUUCUUGAGCCUUGGUGUAUUCGUGCCAUUCAGAAGGUGAACGGACAAGACAAAAUAUUGAAGUACCUUUGAACAGGGUAUGGUAAUAGGUGCCAGACGCACCGGUUUGUGUCAAGAACUGCAACGCUGCUGGAUUUUUCACGCUCAACCGUUUCCUGUUUGUAUUAAGAAUGGUCCACCAACCAAAGGAGGUCCAACCAACUUGACACAACUGUGGGAAGCAUUGGAGUCAACAUGGGCCAGCAUCACAGUGGAACGCUUUCCACAGAGUCCAUAUCCUGACGAAUUGAGGCCGUUCUGAGGGCAAGAGGGGGGUGCAAUUGAAUGUUAGGAAGGUGUUCCUAAUGUUUUGUCCACUGUGUAUAUAGCAGGUCUGUGUGGGUGUGUGAGGUACAGGGACUGAGAGAGAAAGUGUUUGUUAAGCGAAUGAAUGAGUAUGUGUUGUAGUACCGAUGUGGUUGAUGAGCAUUCUGUUUACAUCUCAGUAUGAUAAGGAAUAGAUCGAAAACAGUUUGGCAAACUACCCUCCACAUUGACACCAAACUACCCUUCAUAUUGACACCACACUGUCCUCCAUAUUGACACCAAACGACCCUUCAUAUUGACACCACACUGUCCUCCAUAAUGACACCAAACUACCCUCCAUAUUGACACCAAACUACCUUCCACAUUGACACCAAACUACCCUCCACAUUGACACCAAACUACCCUCCUCAUUGACACCACACUACCCUCCACAUUGACACCACACUACCCUCCUCAUUGACACCACACUACCCUCCACAUUGACACCACACUACCCUCCACAUUGACACCACACUACCCUCCACAUUGACACCAAACUACCCUCCACAUUGACACCACACUACUCUCCAUAUUGACACCACACUACCCUCCAUAUUGACACCAAACUACCCUCCAGACACCAAACUACCAUCCAGUGACAAACUACCCUCUAUAUUGACACCAAACAACCAUCCAUAUUGACACCACACUGUCCUCCAUAUUGACACCAAACUACCCUCCACAUUGACACCAAAUUGUCCUCCAUAUUGACACCACACUGUCCUCCAUAUUGACACCAAACUAUCCUCCAUAGACACCAAACUACCAUCCAUAUUGACACCAGACUACCAUCCACAUUGACACCAAACCACCCCCCAUAUUGACAACAAACCACCCCCCAUAUUGACACCAAACCACCCCCCAUAUUGACACCAAACCACCCUCCAUAUUGACACCAAACCACCCUCCAUAUUACAUCUCAGUACUUUACUUUGGUGCCAAAAUGGCACCCGUUGUAAUUCUACAUGUGAAACCGUUUGCUGAAUCCUGUUGAAUCUAUCCCAGUAUCAGAAUGUCACCAGCAAGCCAGCCUUACAGCACAGUGCUUUUCAACCAUAGAAAUAGAAUUACUAGAAUGGUCAUCCACAUUUCAGUCUAUGGGUAUGUGACGGGUGGUGCCGUGCCUUGAGUGUACCCAAUGGGGGUGCAGUUCAAUUGCCAUUUUCUGAAGGUCUGUUAAACCAUCCCAGUAAUGUUGUAUUUCUUUUGUUUUUAACCUGGUACUUUACCUGAUCCUGUAUCUCAUAAGGUGACCUAGUGGUCACUUUGGGGGUGUCAUGGGGGUGUAAUGGGGGUGUCAUGUCAAAUGUGACUUAAAUGGAGGUUGGUUUUCUUUCUCUCAGUGUUUACCUGCUUUGUGUCGUUACAUACUGUAUAACUGGAUGUUCCAUACAGGCUGUUUAAUCCAAAUAAACAUGUUUUAAUACUA
Messenger RNA from Oncorhynchus kisutch (coho salmon), 8067 nucleotides. RefSeq names its product cell surface glycoprotein 1. Gene Ontology annotation, molecular function: protein binding. Gene Ontology annotation, cellular component: ESCRT-0 complex. Gene Ontology annotation, biological process: protein transport to vacuole involved in ubiquitin-dependent protein catabolic process via the multivesicular body sorting pathway. The coding region runs from base 343 to 4023 and encodes 1226 amino acids. The transcript has 15 exons. NCBI's taxonomy places the organism in Eukaryota, Metazoa, Chordata, Actinopteri, Salmoniformes, Salmonidae. The record is from RefSeq and is a predicted model, not a curated record.